This is a messenger RNA of Miscanthus lutarioriparius, 273 nucleotides long. Lineage: Eukaryota; Viridiplantae; Streptophyta; Magnoliopsida; Poales; Poaceae. The record is from the annotation of a GenBank genome assembly.
AUGGCUCACUACCAGGAGGUGGACUACUGCUCGGAGGAGGUGAAGUCGGUGGCCGGCGGCCCUGCCGGCUUUGGUCGCCAUCAUGGCGGCCACGGCGGCGUCCAGCAGCACGUCGUCAAGGAGAAGUUCGAGGAGGUCGACAGCGUCUCACGCGCCGGCGGCCGCCACGGCCACUUGGAGGCCCGCGAGUCCAAGUUCGAGGAGGACGUCAACACCUGCACCGGCGAGUUCCACGAGCGCAAGGAGAACUUCGUCCUCAAGGCCGACAACUGA